AUGGAGCCCAUGCCGCUGCAGGACUUCGCUAGCUUCCUGGACCCCGCCUCCCUUCCGCGCGUGCUGCGGGUCUGCUCCGGAGUCUACUUCGAGGGUUCCAUCUAUGAGCUUUUUGGGAAUGAGUGUUGCCUCUCCACAGGGGACCUGAUCAAGGUCACCCAUGUUCACCUCCACAAGGUGGUCUGUGAAAACCCAGAGACAGGUCAGACCUUGGAGCUCAACCCCAACUUCUCAGGUCUCUUCAGCACACUCACCAGCCUGCAGAGCUACAGAACCCUGGACAAGCUCAUCUCUGCCAUGCCUCAGAACGCCACACAGCAGCCCAUUUACUUCAAGUCAACUCAAAGAAUUGUCACAGAGGCCAGGGUGGUGCCUGUGAACCAGCCCCUCAGGCUUGAGGCUGUAGAGAUGCAUCAUGGGACCCACUAUGCACGCUGUGUCCAGGACUCAAAGAACCAGGAGAUCAUCCUCCAUCUGCCCCUUUCCCAGAAUGGACCCUUCUGGAGAUGCAAGCCUGGUCCCCCACAAACUCUGCUCCAAAUCCUGCAGGACCCAGCCAUGACGGGCCUUAUGCUCACCUGCCCCAGCCUACCCUGGCGCACCGUGAUCCUGAAGCCCCAGUAUAUGCUCCAAGCCGUGAUGCACAUGCGCCGCACCAUUGUCAAGAUCCCAUCCACCCUGGAGGUGGAGGUAGAAGACGUCACCGCCUCCUCCCAGCACAUCCACUUCAUCAAACCGCUGCUGCUGAGUGAGGUCCUGGCCCAGGGAGGCCCCUUCCCAAUGUCCACUGAGAUCCUGGAGGUUCCUGAGGGCCCACCCAUCUUCCUCAGCCCCUGGGUGGGCUCCCUACGCAAAGGCCAGAGGCUCUGCAUCUACGGGCCAGCCUCGCCACCCUGGCGGGUCGUGGCCUCAAGCAAGAGCCGAAGAGUUCCCAGAUACUUUUUUCUCUCUGGGGCCUACCAGGGCAAGCUGAGGCGGAGGCCAAGGGAGUUCCCCACGGCCUAUGACCUUCUGGGUGCUCUCCAGCCAGGUCGACCCCUCAGGGUGGUGGCCACAAAAGACUGUGAUGGAAAUGAAGAGGAGAACCCUGGGUUUUCUUUCCUGGCUGUGGGUGAUCGGCUGGAGGUGCUGAGGCAAGGCCAGGUCUGUGGGACCCAGGGCCAGGGCAUAGAUGUCGUGAUAUGUCAGCGUCUGAGUGAGCAGGCCGGGGAGGAAGAGGAGGAGUUGGAGGAGGAAGAGGAGGAAGUGGAGAGCAAAGAACAGAUUCUGCUACCCCUCUACCUCUCUGGUAGCUUUGUGGAGGAGGUGACUGAUGGCCGGCGCUACAGCCUAACAGAUCUCACUGCCCAGUUCCCCCUGCCCUGUGAGGUCAAGGUGGUGGCCAAGGAUGCCCAGCACCCCACUGACCCUCUGGUCUCCUUCCCCGGCCUGCGGCUGGAGGAGAGGCUCGCAGAACCCUCUUUGGUGGUAGGCCUGGAUUCCCAGCCAGAAAUGUGCUUUGAAAUCCCUCCCCGGUGGAUGGACCUGACUGUAGCAGAGGUUGAAGGGCAGCCGGGUCAGGUGGCUAGGCCACUCUCUGUCGCCAGGGUAGAGGAACUGUCAGAAGCCUUCUACUACAGUCUCCGGAAGCUGCCAGCCUCUGAGAGCCAAGCACCCCCACCCAGGCCCCCAAAGAGCAAGAGUGUCAGUGUGCAGAAGCAGAUCAUACAGAGCUGCAAAGAAGACAGUGUGAAGUCUCAAGUUAUAAGACAACAGGAAUCCUACCCACAGCCUGAACCCAAGGCGAAGACGACCUUGGAAGACCUUCCCAAGGACAAAUCAAAUCUGUACAGCAAGAUUCCUGUCCACAAGAAAGACCUUAAAUCCCAGACUCAAACCCAGGAUUCAGUGGUGGGCAUGACAUCCAAACCCUCAAGCACACUCGGCAAAUAUUCUAUCACUGAGUCAUAUCCCCUGCCUGACCCAGAUAUGGAUGACCAUGACUAUGAAGAAAUUUGAGCCCUUUCAGAAAAUCAUCUAGGUACUGGGGAGGCCACAGUUCCCAGCUGCUGCUGCACUCUUGAGACCUAGGGCAAAGUCUCCAGGGACUCAGACUCGGAUGGGCAUGGAACUGAAAAUGGGACAGACACUAUUCCUACCUAGUUGUAGAAUAAUCCUUCUCUAUACUGUGAGUAUGUGUUGCUCUCAUUGGUUAA
Onychomys torridus (southern grasshopper mouse) is the source of this 2195-nucleotide messenger RNA. It is a transcript of the gene Themis2, whose product is annotated as thymocyte selection associated family member 2. The record is from RefSeq and is a predicted model, not a curated record. Gene Ontology annotation, biological process: T cell receptor signaling pathway. The transcript is spliced from 6 exons. NCBI's taxonomy places the organism in Eukaryota, Metazoa, Chordata, Mammalia, Rodentia, Cricetidae. Bases 1 to 1998 code for a protein of 665 amino acids.